CCGCAGUGUUACUGCGAGAGAAAAAGAGAGGUUGUACUCGUGCUGAGGGCAGCGAGUCUCUAAGUGACAGACGGAGUGGCACCAGCAGUGCGGUAAAGAAAAGCUGGUCAGCAAGCGGGAAGAAAGCGAGACGGUGAUUCCCUACAGGGGCAGCUCUCUGAAAAGCUGCAAGUCAUCUUUUCAAGAUGGCAGUUCGCAACUCCAGCAAGGAUGAUGCAGAACGCUACCUCUUUGCAGACCGAGGUUAUGUGGCGAGCCCUGCUACACAGGCAGAUUGGACAGCUAAAAAGUUGGUGUGGGUAGCUUCAGAACGACAUGGCUUUGAGGCAGCAAGCAUGAAGGAAGAACGUGGUGAUGAGGUUGUGGUGGAACUGGCUGAAAAUGGGAAGCGGGUGGUUGUUAGCAAAGAUGAUAUUCAAAAGAUGAAUCCCCCCAAAUUCACAAAGGUGGAGGACAUGGCUGAGCUUACCUGUCUGAAUGAAGCAUCUGUCUUACAUAACCUCAAAGAUCGGUACUACUCUGGACUGAUCUAUACAUACUCUGGGCUGUUUUGCGUGGUGAUUAACCCAUAUAAAAAUCUUCCCAUUUAUACUGAGCAGAUUGUGGAAAUGUAUCGUGGGAAAAAGAGGCAUGAAUUGCCACCACAUAUAUAUGCAAUUUCUGAGACUGCAUACCGCAGUAUGCUUCAAGAUCGUGAGGAUCAGUCAAUCCUUUGCACGGGUGAAUCUGGUGCCGGAAAGACUGAGAACACCAAGAAAGUUAUACAGUAUCUUGCACAUGUGGCCUCAUCUCACAAGGCCCGGAAAGAACAUACUGUGCCGACCACCGUCAGUGUUUCAUACGGAGAACUGGAGAAGCAGCUUCUACAGGCCAACCCCAUCCUAGAAGCAUUCGGCAAUGCCAAGACUGUGAAGAACGACAACUCAUCUCGAUUUGGUAAAUUUAUCCGCAUCAACUUUGACGUGGCCGGAUACAUAGUCGGGGCCAACAUUGAAACCUAUCUGUUGGAAAAGUCCAGAGCUGUUCGGCAGGCAAAGGAUGAGAGGACCUUCCAUGCCUUCUAUCAGUUGUUGGUUGGAGCAGGGGAGCACCUCAAGACGGACUUGCUGCUGGAAUCUUUCAACAACUAUCGCUUUUUGUCAAAUGGGUAUCUUCCCAUCCCAGGACAGCAGGAUAAAGAUAAUUAUCAGGAGACUAUGGAGUCAAUGAAAAUCAUGGGCAUCAGCAACGAAGAGAUUACAUGCAUGUUACGGAUGGUGUCAGCAGUUCUUCAGUAUGGAAAUAUCGUCUUUAAGAAAGAAAGAAACACAGAUCAAGCCUCCAUGCCUGACAACACAGCUGCCCAGAAACUUUGUCACUUGAUGGGACUUAAUGUCACAGAGUUUUCCCGUGCUAUAUUGACUCCCCGUAUCAAAGUUGGCCGAGACUAUGUACAGAAGGCCCAGACCAAAGAACAGGCUGACUUUGCAGUGGAGGCUCUGGCAAAGGCCACCUAUGAGCGACUGUUCCGCUGGCUGGUACAUCGCCUCAACAGGGCUUUGGAUAGGACCAAGAGGCAGGGUGCUUCCUUUAUAGGUAUCCUGGAUAUUGCUGGCUUUGAGAUCUUUGAGCUGAACUCAUUUGAACAACUUUGCAUCAACUACACCAAUGAGAAGCUACAGCAGCUGUUCAACCACACUAUGUUCAUACUGGAACAGGAGGAGUACCAGCGGGAGGGCAUUGAAUGGAACUUCAUUGACUUUGGGCUGGACUUGCAGCCCUGCAUUGACCUGAUUGAGCGACCAGCAAAUCCCCCAGGUGUACUUGCUCUUUUGGAUGAAGAGUGCUGGUUCCCCAAAGCCACAGACAAAAGUUUUGUGGAGAAGUUGAUCCAGGAGCAAGGAACACAUCCCAAGUUCCAGAAAGCCAGGCAGCUGAAAGACAAAGCAGAUUUUUGUAUUAUACACUAUGCUGGGAAGGUUGACUAUAAAGCAGAUGAAUGGCUUAUGAAGAACAUGGACCCUUUAAAUGAUAAUGUGGCCACCUUACUUCACCAAAGCUCUGACAAGUUCACCGCAGAAUUGUGGAAAGAUGAAAUACAGAAUAUUCAGAGGGUUUAUUUCUAUGACACCUACGCCGUUCUGGAACAGCCCUCAGGUGAAAUGGACCGGAUUGUUGGACUUGACCAGGUUGCUGGAAUGGGAGACAUGUCAUUUGCCUCUUCCUACAAGACAAAGAAAGGCAUGUUCAGAACUGUAGGUCAGCUAUACAAGGAGUCACUUUCUAAGUUGAUGGCCACCUUGAGGAACACCAAUCCCAACUUUGUGCGUUGCAUCAUUCCCAACCAUGAAAAGAGGGCAGGAAAACUAGAACCUCAUCUUGUUCUGGACCAGCUACGCUGCAAUGGAGUCCUUGAAGGGAUACGAAUUUGCAGACAAGGUUUCCCAAACAGAAUAAUCUUCCAAGAGUUCAGACAGAGGUAUGAGAUACUGACUCCUAAUGCCAUUCCAAAGGGUUUCAUGGAUGGGAAGCAAGCCUGUGAAAGCAUGAUCAAGGCACUGGAACUGGACUCCAACCUCUACAGGAUUGGCCAAAGUAAGAUCUUCUUCAGGGCUGGUGUGCUGGCACAUCUGGAGGAAGAGAGAGAUUUGAAGAUCACAGACAUCAUUAUCCUCUUCCAAGCUGCAGCACGUGGCUAUCUUGCUAGGAAAGCAUUUAUCAAGAGGCAGCAACAAAUGAGCGCUCUGAAGGUGAUGCAGAGGAACUGUGCUGCGUACUUGAAGCUACGCAACUGGCAGUGGUGGCGGCUGUUCACAAAGGUGAAGCCACUGCUCCAAGUCACACGGCAGGAUGAGGUUGUGCAGGCUAAGGAUGUAGAACUACAGAAAGUGAAGGAGAAACAGCUAAUGGUGGAAAUGGACCUGAAUGAACUACAGCGCAAACACCAGCAGCUGGUAGAAGAGAAAUCAAUUCUGGCAGAACAGUUGCAGGCUGAAACCGAGCUGUUUGCUGAAGCAGAAGAGAUGCGUGCCCGGUUAGCUUCAAAGAAGCAAGAGCUGGAAGAAAUUCUUCAUGAUUUAGAGUCCAGAGUUGAGGAGGAGGAAGAGAGGAACCAGCAACUCCAGAAUGAAAAGAAGAAAAUGCAGCAGCAUGUUCAGGAUCUGGAAGAACAACUUGAAGAGGAAGAAGCAGCCCGGCAGAAGCUACAAUUAGAGAAGGUGACAACAGAAGCUAAACUUAAGAAAAUGGAGGAAGACAUCCUUCUUCUGGAAGACCAGAACUCAAAAUUCUCCAAGGAGAGGAAGUUAACUGAAGAUCGCAUUUCAGAAUUUACUUCGAAACUGGCAGAGGAGGAGGAGAAAGUCAAAAACCUUACAAAACUCAAGAACAAGCAUGAAGCCAUCCUGGCUGAUAUGGACGAUCGUCUAAAGAAGGAGGAAAAGACCCGUCAAGAGAUGGAGAAAAUGAAGAGGAAGCUCGAUGGGGAAACAACAGAUUUGCAAGAUCAGCUGCUGGAACUCCAACAGCAGAUUGAGGAGCUAAAGCUUCAACUGGCCAAGAAGGAAGAAGAACUACAGGCAGCACUAGCCAGGGUGGAUGAAGAGGUGUCCCAGAAGAACAGUGCCUUGAAGACCAUACGAGAGUUGCAAGCUCACCUUGCUGAGCUACAGGAGGACCUAGAGGUAGAAAGAUUGGCUCGGACCAAAGCAGAAAAGCAGAAGAGAGACCUAGGAGAGGAGUUGGAGGCCCUAAAGACUGAGCUGGAGGAUACUCUGGACUCCACAGCUGCUCAGCAAGAGCUAAGGUCAAAGCGUGAGCAAGAGGUGACAGAACUGAAGCGGGCAAUUGACGAAGACAGCAAAGCUCAUGAAGCACAGAUUACUGAAAUGAGGCAGCGUCACAAUCAUGCUUUGGAGGAGCUUUCUGAACAGCUGGAGCAGGCUCGCAGGUUUAGAGCCAACUUGGAGAAGACAAAACAGACCUUGGAUAGUGAGAAUUCAGAGCUUCUUAGUGAAGUGAAGUCCUUGCAGAACACCAAAAAUGAAUCUGAACAUCGACGAAAGAAAUUGGAGGGCCAAGUACAAGAGCUACAAGUGCGUGUUAUGGAGAGUGAGAGGGCCAAAGCAGAGAUGUCUGAAAGGGUGCAAAAACUGCAGGUGGAACUGGACAGUGUAUCUGGAAACCUUGGGUCAGCUGAAUCGAAAACCAUUAAGAUGGCAAAGGAAUUGUCUACUGUGGAGUCGCAGCUUAAGGAUGCUCAGGAGUUGCUGCAGGAAGAGACAAGACAGAAGCUAAACUUAAGCUCCAGAGUGCGACAGUUUGAGGAAGAAAAGACCAGACUUGUUGAACAAGUGGAAGAGGAAGAGGAAGCAAAGAAAAGCGUGUCCAGGCAGCUUCUGUCCAUGCAGCAGCAAAUGGCAGAAAUGAAGAAGAAAAUGGAAGAUGACCUGAGUGUAGUGGACACUUUGGAGGAUGGAAAGAAGAAGGCUCUUAAGGAAGUGGAAAUGCUGACACAGCGUCUGAGUGAGAAGGCUCAAGCUUAUGAGAAGCUGGAAAAGACCAAAACCCGACUACAACAAGAGCUAGAUGAUCUAACUGUGGACUUGGACCAGCAAAGGCAGAUAGUUUCCAACCUGGAAAAAAAACAGAAAAAGUUUGACCAGAUGCUGGCAGAGGAGAAGAGCAUUUCUACCCGUCAUGCAGAGGAACGUGAUCGGGUAGAAGCAGAGGCUCGUGAAAAAGAGACAAAAGUGUUGUUCUUGAGUAGAUCAUUGGAGGAGGCUUUAGAUGCAAAAGAUGAACUAGAAAGACUAAACAAACAGCUUCGCGCAGAGAUGGAUGAUCUUAUGAGCUCCAAGGAUGACGUUGGAAAGAAUGUUCAUGAGCUGGAAAGGUCCAAGCGGGCUCUGGAGCAGCAGGUACAGGAAAUGAAGACUCAACUUGAGGAAUUGGAAGACGAACUCCAGGGAGCUGAGGAUGCAAAACUGAGGCUGGAGGUUAAUAUGCAGGCAAUGAAGGCACAGUUUGAGCGGGACCUUCAGAACAGAGAUGAUUCAAAUGAUGAAAAGAAGAGGUUGCUGGUUAAACAGUUCCGGGAAAUGGAGGUAGAGCUAGAUGAUGAAAGGAAACAGAGAGCACUAGCUGUUGCUGCUAAGAAGAAGCUAGAAAUGGAUCUGCAGGAAAUAGAAGGACAAAUUGACGGGGCUAAUAGAGCGCGAGAUGAGGCCAUUAAGCAGCUUAAGAAAUUACAGAUUCAAAUGAAAGAACUGAUUCAUGAAGUAGAAGAAUCACGGAGUGCUCGAGACGAGAUCUUUGCCCAGUCCAGAGAGAAUGAGAAGAGGCUGAAGAGCCUAGAGGCUGAACUGCUGCAGUUAACAGAAGAGCUUGCAGCAGCUGAACGUGCAAAGCGUCAAGCCCAGCAGGAAAGAGACGAAAUGGCCGACGAAAUGGCAAACAGUGCUUCUGGCAAGUCUGCACUGCUUGAUGAGAAGCGAAGACUUGAGGCCAGAAUUGCACAGCUGGAAGAAGAACUAGAUGAGGAACAAAGCAACUCAGAGCUGAUAAAUGACCGGUACAGAAAAUCAACCAUACAAGUGGAGACAAUGACAACAGAACUUGCUGCUGAGCGGUCUCAAACUCAGAAGGCAGAGAAUGCCAGGCAGCAGUUGGAGAGGCAAAACAAGGAUUUGAAAGCAAAACUCGGAGAACUUGAAGGUGCAGUCAAGUCUAGGUACAAGAUAGCCAUCGCAAGUUUGGAGUCCAAGAUUAGUCAGUUAGAAGAACAGCUUGAUCAGGAGUCCAAGGAGAGAGCAAUAGCAAAUAAGCUGGUGCGCCGCUCUGAGAAGAGAUUGAAAGAAAUUGUUCUGCAAGUUGAAGAUGAAAGAAGACAAGCUGACCAGUACAAAGAUCAGGUAGAGAAGUCAAGUCUGCGUUUGAAACAACUGAAGCGUCAGCUUGAAGAAGCAGAAGAGGAUGCUUCUCGAGCAAAUGCCAGUAGACGCAAGCUGCAGAGAGAACUUGAAGAUGUGACGGAAUCUGCAGAGUCCAUGAACCGAGAGGUCAAUACAUUAAAGAGCAGACUAAGCAAGUUAGAACGUCUCUCUGGAAAACGUGGCCCAUUUAGCAUCACAACACGUACCACUCGACGCAUCUUCCAGGUUGGUGAAGUUUCUUUGGAGAACUCAGACGAUGACACAGAAAGCAAAGAUGGAGAUGCAAGUGCUAGCUUUCCUCAGACAGAAUGAGUCCCGAUCCUUAGACAAAGAUGGAUUGAGGAAAGAAGAACUCAUAUUUGCAACACUAAAAGACAUUUCACUUCAAUUGCAGAUUCAAAUGGCAUGCUAUUUAUCUUGAAUCUGGUUGAUAAACAGUAAUAUGGCACAUUUAUAAUGGUACAAUACAGAGAUCCUUCAAGACUGGAAUAAACAAAGAAAUAUCUUAUAUCUAGCAAUUAUGGGGUAUGACAUUAAAGUUUUUUUAUUUUGUUUUUGCACCUGCAGAGCAUACGUCAUCUCAGAAACCAUAACUUGUCAGUUGUGCAUAACUCUUUGAAUUAUUUUAAAUUUCACAAGAGCAACAUUAUCUGACUUGUACCUGUUUCACAAUUUUUUAGGCAGACAAUUCAGAAUCUUUUUAAUUAGAGAGCAGAGUAGUUAUAACUGUUGUGUUUUUAAUAUGCUUUUCAGUAAUACUGGAGUAGUGGAGAGUGAGCGUGACCAUAUAAAACAGAGAUGCCUGGGUCUUCUAGCCUUACCACAAUUUAGCUGUGAAUCUCUGCCCAAACCCACAGGUAGCACUUUAGGGGGCAUCUCUGAUAUGGUGUUCCUGCCUUUCUUGUCAUGGGUAAAGAUCUGCACACUGGGUACCACUGUGGCAAGUUAGUUUUGUGCACCUUUUUAUGCCAUUUUCUGCAAAGACCAAAAUGUUUUCAGGAUUGCCAUACUUCACUUUUAUUGUUGAUGCUGUGGCAGUUACUUGCUCCAGAACUGGAGACAGGCUAGUUACUAUGCCUUUUAUGUUUUUUGUACAGUCUAAUGUGUAUUAAAUUGCCACAUGUAAUUUCAUCUGCUGCUCUGAAUAAUUUGUUUCCCCAUUUAUGAAUUCCCAAAUUGGAAUGGGGGGGCUGAUUUGCAUUCUUGUAUAAUGUCUCUUAGUUUUAUAGAUGUGCCUUUACUGAAAUGUAGUGGCUGACUUCCGCUAAUUCUCGUAUAUAACGCUUCCAGGCAAAUAUUCCUUCAUCUGAACUGUCUCAUUACUAAGACUGGUAACAACUUUAUUUGAAACACUACACAGCUGUCCUUAAGGUAUCAGCAGUAGUUUUACCUUCCUGGUUGAAACAAGAUUUUUUUUAUGUUUACCUUAAACUGCAGAAGUGAGUAAGCAGAUUUAAAAUACUUCUGUUUAUGGAAAGGUGGGAAGAUAUUGAGCUAGCAGAGCUGUAUAAAUAACGACUCCUUGUCACUGGCAGAAUACUUGUGUUUGAUGCUGCCUGAUAAAAGAUGUAAAGAGAAACUUUAACACAUUUUAGGUUUUCAAAGUAGAAUAUCUGUGAAGGAAACUUAGUUAUACUCCCAAGUCCUUUCUACUAAGUGCCUUACGGAGGGUGCAGAUUAUUUAUUUUAGGCAUUAAAAGGCAUUGUGUGCAUAGGAGAAGAAGCAUUUUCCACUAGUUUGGGUAAUUUUUGCUCCAGCAUCUAUCUCUAAAAAUACUGUAUGUAUUGCACAAACAGUCCUUACAGUGAAAUGUUUUCAAAAGUUCAUGUGCACUGAGGGUGAAAAUGCUGCAGAUGUGUUAUUUUUGUUUGUGAGAUCCCAUUUACCAGGUUGGCCUUCUUAUACCACUUCAGAGCAUAAGUGUGACAGUUACACCCUGUCAGUGUCACUGUUAUCAUUUGGUAAAUGUUUUUAACUAUUUGUAAACUGGAAGUAAAACAACUGAUUACCGAAGUAUUGGAGAGACAUGUAACUUGUGCCUGAGGGUCUGUUUGUACAGUGACAUUUAACAUGAUAAAUAGUUCCUUGGUUGAUAAGUGAAGCUGCUUUCAAGUUAUUUCUCAAACUAAGCUGCUUACUAAUCAUCCCAUAGUUCAUCCAUUGUUACUGAUGGGUAGGAUGUGCUGCCACGUGGGACUCUGCAUUUUGUUACAUUAGUUCAUCUAGAUAUUGUUGGUAUUUGUUAAACGUAUUCAUAUAAUGAAAUUUGUACUUUUCCACAAGUACUGUAAUUUCUUCCUGUAAUGUACACAGUCUUUGCACUUAAGAGAAGAGCUACCUGUCUUGGCUCAUGGUACUGUUCAGGCUGCUUGCAACUAAAAAAUAAUAUACGACAAAGCAUUAACUUCAUCUCCUAAGCUGCUGGCUGCUGCUGUGUUGUAAGUUUUAGCUAGACUGACUGACCUUAGUAGGUGUCAUCUUCAACCUUUUUUUUUUUAGUUGCUACAUUCUACUUGGGAAUAAUGGUCAGUAAUUUUGAAUGAAUAGUAGGUAAAUAAUUCAUUUUCAAGCACAACCAUAAUUACUGAGACAUUGACAUUCUUCAGACUAGACAGUAGUCUUUAUUGGACUGUUUUUUUUUUUUUUUUUUUUUUUGCUUAGACUGCAUAAUCAUGGUAACAACUUAUAAUUUAUUCAUAUGGGUGUCAUAGGGUAAUCUCACUUGGGUGUUUGUGCUUAUACACAGAUGCAUAAGUAUACACACUUAAAUGUCUUUUGUGUGAUUGUCUUUCUCUACCUGUAAUUUCCUGGCUGGGCCAGAUGAGAUACAUGUCCUGUGAAAAAGUGAGAGUCAGUUUCUCAGUUGUUAAAUAGUAUGUAAUUACUUAUAACAUCAGGACACCGUUUCGUACAUUGACAUAUCUUUUUUGUUUAUAUGUAAGGGAUGUUUUCCUAACUAGUUUUCCACAUCUGAUACUAAUUCUUCAGGCUCUGCAAGACCUCUGAAAAUCAGAUUAACUUUAGUAAGUAAUGUAAAUCCAGAAUAAACUGCACUGAGACUA
Messenger RNA from Protopterus annectens (West African lungfish), 8975 nucleotides. RefSeq names its product myosin-10-like. NCBI's taxonomy places the organism in Eukaryota, Metazoa, Chordata, Ceratodontiformes, Protopteridae. The transcript is spliced from 44 exons. Gene Ontology annotation, cellular component: myosin complex. The record is from RefSeq and is a predicted model, not a curated record. Bases 186 to 6224 code for a protein of 2012 amino acids. Gene Ontology annotation, molecular function: actin filament binding; ATP binding; cytoskeletal motor activity.